CCUCUCACCCUCUGCCUUGCCUCUUGCCUUUAUGUUUCGCACGGACUUGAUCUCCGUAUGAUUGACUGGCCAUUUCGGAAGCUGGAGCCUUGAGAAACGAAAGACCACUUCACUCGCCUAGUACUGCCACUACUUGUCACUGCUUCCUUGCCUUGGGUCUGUCGCGCCGCACUUGCACGAGGCAGCUCCCCCGAUCGUCAACAAAAAGUGAAGACUCUCUGACGUCAAGUGGUCGGCACAACCACAUCUGUCCCUUCUUCCUUCUCUCGACCUUUUUGUUUUCUUCUACAUUUCCACCAUCAAACUCUCCCUUCUCUAACCUUUCCUCAUCCAUACCCUUAAGAGAACCAUCAAUCAGCCAUGAAGUUCUCUUUCUCCAAAUUCCUCGUCGUGGCACUUGCUUCGACCGAGGUCGCUGUAGCCAGCACUUGGUUUGGAAAGACAGCCUACAACAAAUGGCAUGAGACCGAACUUGAGCGUUGGCUCUCCGACCACGAUGUCCCCUACCCGACUCCCGCAGACAGAAAAGACCUCGAAAACCUCGUCAAAGAAAAUUGGCAAGCUAAGGUUGUUGACCCGGUUGCUGCAACUGGUGACAAGGCCAACGAGCACUAUGGCAGUGUCAAGGAUUGGAUCUUCGAUAGCUGGAGCGAAUCUUCUCUCAAGUCUUUCCUCGAUCACCACGGCAUUCCUGCUCCUCAGCCACGAACCAGAGAUAGCCUUCUAGCCACUGUCCGUCACAACUACGAAGCCAUCGCAAAGAAGGCUGGCGAAUACUAUCAUUAUCCCGGCGACUGGUUGUACUCCUCUUGGUCCGAAUCUGAUCUCAAGGAAUACCUCGACGAGCGUGGCAUCCCCGUCCCUCAACCAUACACUCGUGACAAGCUUAUUGCUCACGUCCGACGCAAUGCUCGACUGGCUUCCCUCAAGAGUGCUUCGGCUGCUUCGGCUGCCAGCGCUUCCUACUCCAGCGGUGUCUCCCAAGCGAGCAAGUCUGCAGCAAGCGCUCAGGCCAGUCUUAGCGAUGCUCUCUUCGACGCGUGGUCCGACAGCAAGUUGAAAGAAUUCCUGGACAGCCACGGUGUUCCUGUUCCACAGGGCAGCAAGAAGAAUGAGCUGGUCGCUUUGGCUCGUAAACAUCGUGCUGAGCUUGAAGGCAAGGCCUCUUCCGCUUCUGGGUCUGCCGCUUCCGCCCUUGGUGCUGCCACAUCCUCCGCAGGCAAUGAAUUCGCCAAAGCUACCGAUGAUGCCUCUCUUAUGGCUGAUGAUGCCUUUGAAAAAGCAAUCGGCACCUGGUCGGAGUCUCGUCUCAAGGCUUACCUCGACUCGCGUGGUGUUCCAGUUCCCCAGGGCAGCAAGCGUGACGAGCUUCUGGCGCAAGUCCGAUUGAACAAGCACAAGGCUGCCACUGGCUGGUCUGCAUGGACAUUUGAUACUUGGACUGUUGACAACCUCCGAAAGUACCUCGAAUCCCAUGGGAAGAAGGCCAAGAAGUACGCCAACGCCAACCGUGAUGAACUCCUCAAGCAGGCUCAGGACCAAUAUGCUUCUGCCUCCAAGUCGGGCGGUAGCGGCUAUGCUUCUGUCACUAGCUAUCUUGCUCAACAGACCGAUGCUGCCAAGGACACUGCUUUCGAUACUUGGUCUGACAGUGACUUGAAGUCUUAUCUCGACAGCUACGGCGUCCCCAACUACCAAGGCUCAACCACCAACGAACUCCGAGCACUAGCCAAGAAGCAAGCCAAUUACUUCCGAUACGGCACCACCUCUCCGACAGGAUCCAUCUUUGAACAAAUCAAGAGCAGCUUCCAAUGGCUCCUUGGUCAAGCCCGAGGUACAGCUGCCUCUGCAGGUGCACGUGCUGCUGCUACUGGUAGCUCUGCUGCUAGCCAGGCUUCCAAGAGUGCCACAGACAGUGCCUCUAGUGCCAGCUCUGCUGCCAGCCAGGCUUCCAAGAGUGCUACAAAUAGUGCCUCUAGUGCCAGCUCAGCGGCUAGCCAGGCUUCCAAGAGUGCCAGCAAGAGUGCUUCCAGCGUCAAGAAUGAAUUGUAAGGCGGAAGGUGAAAUGAGUGAAUCUGGAUUCUAAACUCGAUACCCUGGUGAUGGAGGUCAUGGUCGACAUGGGAAGACAAGGAGAGUCGGCGUGAUUGAUUGAUCAACGAUUACCGUAUUUACGGACCGCGAAAGGGAUUGGCUGGUAACGGUCUUAUGCACUGUAUCUCUAGAGCUGAAUAGCUACGAAUAGCAAUACCACGAACAGAAAAGUAUGUUGAUUAUUAUCCCUA
This is a messenger RNA of Exophiala xenobiotica, 2285 nucleotides long. RefSeq lists its product as uncharacterized. The coding region runs from base 361 to 2052 and encodes 563 amino acids. Lineage: Eukaryota; Fungi; Ascomycota; Eurotiomycetes; Chaetothyriales; Herpotrichiellaceae. The transcript is spliced from 3 exons. The record is from RefSeq and is a predicted model, not a curated record.